AAAGUUUUUCCUUUAUUGUUUUCCGAACAUUGUGUUUUCAUCUCAGGGUAUUGGAUGUUUCUUGAACCAUUUCGUCAAGUUUCUUUUGGUUCUCUCGUCUUUUAUAUGCCUUCCAGAAUCCGGAGCAUCAAACUUUUAUAUGUUCAACCAGGCUGUGAAACACCUCUAUGGUUGAUAGAGGCGGAGAUCCAAGAGCCGUGCAAGAGCAAGCUCCUCACUCUCCAGUCGUGCUUGCCUUACGUCACGGGCAAGGCCAGCAGUCCCACCUCGGACUGUUGCGGCGCCCUCAAGACUAUCCGAGCUGGCGACCCGGUUUGUCUGUGCGAGCUCAUCAGCGAUGGAGGCUCUUCCUACGUCUCGGGCCUCAACAUCACCACUUUGCUCGCUCUACCGGUGAUUUGCAGUGUGGAUGCCGAUGCUUCCAAAUGCCCAGAGUUGCUGAAUGGAGCUCCACCACCAAAAAGUAGCUCUUCGCAAACCAUGGUUGUCGCUAGAACGACAUGGAUACUACUAGUGUCCUUGUUCGUUUAGAAGAAGUUGUGUCAACGUGAA
Selaginella moellendorffii is the source of this 552-nucleotide messenger RNA. RefSeq names its product protein YLS3. Bases 55 to 531 code for a protein of 158 amino acids. NCBI's taxonomy places the organism in Eukaryota, Viridiplantae, Streptophyta, Lycopodiopsida, Selaginellales, Selaginellaceae. The record is from RefSeq and is a predicted model, not a curated record. The transcript has 4 exons.